Podospora bellae-mahoneyi is the source of this 1416-nucleotide messenger RNA. RefSeq lists its product as uncharacterized. The transcript has 2 exons. NCBI's taxonomy places the organism in Eukaryota, Fungi, Ascomycota, Sordariomycetes, Sordariales, Podosporaceae. The record is from RefSeq and is a predicted model, not a curated record. The coding region runs from base 1 to 1416 and encodes 471 amino acids.
AUGAGCACCGCAGUCGCAAUGGCCCCUUCACCGGCUCCUCACGACAGGCCUUCUUUUGGCAACGACAUCACCACAUCUCCCAGCGCCCAGAGGCCAACACAGUCGAUUCCUCCUCCUCCACCCAUGUCCGCAAACCCGAACGCGCCAGCGCCAGCGCCAGCACGCACUGGUAGCGGCAGCCCAAAGGGUGUAGGCGCCGCUCCCACCGCUCACAAGUCCUCUCCACCCAGCGCAUCUCGAAGCAGAGAAGGCCCCAAAAUCAUCGUCAAGAAGGAGCCUGGAUCGCCCGAUUUGCCCACAGCCCGUCACCGGCCGAGGAAGCUCGAUCUCUCCAAGAACACGACUAACAUUGUCUCACCCGCCACAGGACGGCCCCUGACUGCCAGAGACGGCCUGGGCAUCCAGGAAGUUGGUCUGGCCUGCCUGUCACCCGGCUUCGUAACCCAGGACCCAGUCAUGAAGGAGCAGCUGCAGCGCAGCAUGAGCGUCAGGGAACACCAGAGGCAGAUUAUCGAGCAGAGGUUACAGCAGCAGUCGGCCAAGGGCGACGGUCCCGCCGACAAGGACGGAGGCCAAUUUACCGCAAAGACACCUGGUUUUGCCCGCAAGCGUGGGCCUCCGCCAGGUCUGAGCAUCGUUGCGCCGUCGCACGAGCAGUUUGCGAACGAGCGCGUGAUCCAAUCCGCGCCACUGGGCCAGACCUUCACAGGGAGACACAACCCGCACCCGCUAACGCGACACAUCACCAACCAGCCCUCGAACCUGGCCAGGAACUCGCACAUUCACCACGUACCAGCCCAGCAAACGAACAAUCGCCUCCCGCCCAUCGCCGACGUUUUUGGACAGAACCUUUCCGGACACCCAGAAUCCAGCGGCCACGCGCUCUUUGCCAACCAGAACCGCGCCCCUCUUGCGUCGCCGCACCACCCGCCACCUCAGCAGCAGCAAGCGUCCACCCCAGGCCGGCCGAGGGAGUACAAGUCGGCCGAGGAAGCCCAGGUGGAACUGGCAGGCGGCAGACCGGAACUUUUACCCAAGUUAGUACACUACGCAGGCAACCAGCAGCAACCCCCCACACCACCGUCCCCGCACCAGUACCCGCAGCAGCAGCAGCAACAACACUCGCGAGACUCGAGAUAUGACGGGAUACCGCAGUAUGCUGACGCGAGUCGGAGCAUCAGCAGCAACAAUGUCGUCCCGAGCCACGCGCCGCCCGCCAAGAGAAGCCGGGCCGAGUACGAGGACGGCAGCCCGCCGCUGGGGGGGAACGGGAGCAGACCUGCGCCGCACGCGCCGGGGUCGAGCAGGAGGACGGGGCCGUUUGAGGGGGGGAGGGACUCGCCUGACACGCAGAGGGCGAAGAGGGAAGAGUUUUUGAAGCUGUGUGAGAGAGCUUGGGAUCUGUUUCACUCAUGA